GCCACCAGGAGAACAGUUUGUCUAGUGCAGCUGAGGAGUGAGGGUGUUGGACCGCUCUGCUCCUUCAUUUAUCAGUGAAAUUCUUUUCGCUUAAGGACAGGAGAGUUUCUGUAACAGAAUCUCACAUUAGAUCAUCUCAAAGAGAUGGUGCACAAUGGUUACAACAGAAUUAACGCUAUUAACGGAAACAAUGGUAAUAAUGGCGAGGUAAAUCUUGGUGGUGAGGACAGGAGGGCGCAGGCGCCGCACCUGGAGGCCUUGGCGGAGUCAGCGGUGUUGACGCUCAUGACGGGGGCCACAAAGAAGAGGUCUUGGCAGGGGAACAAGGCGCACAUCACGCACAUAGUUCACGCCCACCUCCCUCACAUCGUCCGCCAGCGUAUGCAGGAGCAUGAGGGUAAUCAGAAAGUGUUGCAGAAGCAUGAGGGUAAUCAGAAAGUGUUGCAGGAGCGGGUGCUACGUGACUGGCGGGUGUACGACACAGUGAGUCUGAGGCUGCUGGAUCUGCUCUUCUCUGCUACGACCACUUCUCUUCGUCUCGUCCACGUCAGGACCUUCUACCGCGACGACCUCAUUAGUCUCCUGCCUCGCCUCGCCGGCCUCAGGGAACUGAGCUUUCAGGACUCCACCUGGACGCUGAGCCAACGGCAGCUGGGGCUGGCUGCUCACGCCCUCACCACCAUGGUGCAUCUCCGUGUCCUGAAGCUGCAGUACUGCGGCCACAACCUCCUGCUGGCCACCCUCGGCGCCCACUGCCCCAACCUUCAGGUAGUGGAUGUGCUUGGUUCCCAGGGCGUUGACGACGAAGGCGUAUGGGGCCUGGUGACCGUCAACCACGCCCACUAUAACGCCCUUGCACGCCACGCCCUCGCACACUCCCCAAAGUCCUACAACAACAGUCUCAACGUCAGCCCAGGCGGAUGCUGGAUCCUUGCCUUCAGGAGCCUUGCCUCUAAGAUGCUGAUGAAAAUGGUGCCAAGCAAAGCCCAUUCCAUGCAGGUGAAUAACGCUGAUACGAAGGUGGAAGAAGAUGAGAGUAAUGGUGAGGAUACGAGCACCAAGACUGGCUGGGGAGUGAAGACUGUUGGAGAGAAGCAGGACCAAGAGGCUGUGAUGUGGAGUCUCUGUUGCUCCACUUUGGCGUUCCUGGACCUCCGCUCUACUGGUGUUACGCAAGCCGGGGUCACCAUGCUCACCCAAGCCCUGCCAGUCCAUGCCCGAUUGGCAUACGAUGCUCACAUCCGCCCGGCAUUCGAUGUACGUGCUCAACUUGAACCAGUUUCCCAAACCUGUCCGGCAUCUAAUGCCCACACCCGUCUGACAUCGCCUGCAAACAACCACCGGACACCGGAAGCUGACACCCCCCGGACAACAGAAAGCCACAACACACACAACACAGACACCCAUGACAACACCCAUCUUGCCAGCGAGGUCCAGGCAGCAGUAGCCAGGAUGGUACAGAUACCCUUGUCUGCAUUAUAGACGACUACCCCUGGAUGGUGUUGAAGCCACACUUGGCACACCGGGCCUGCAGCCCCACACUACCUUCAGCCACACAAGGUCACAACUAUACUACACUUACUGACACGUUGGACGAGGCUUGACUGGUUUUCAUUAGUUCGAGCCAGGUCCAGUUUCAUAAUUAUGCUCGGGAAACAGCAUCACCUCUUAGAUAUUUCCCUCAGCCACACUUGAACAUAGCAUAUCUUCCCUAGUUCCUGUGUUCCACACAUUGAAUAAACUGACUGAACUACGAAGUGGAGUUGUAGAGAAGGGCUAUAUACACGGCUUCAAAUGUAGAUUUGAUGGGUCAGGAACCUUUACACCAGUCAGUUGGAAUCUCAAAAGUGGAGUAGAAGGUGAAGCUCGGCUCUGGCAAUCAUAGCGUGUUAGUUAACACAUCCACGCAUGUACACACAUGCGCACACAUGGGGUAAUACAUGCACAGUCUGAUAACAUCUUUUGGAACAGCUGUGUAUAUGUUUUCAGUCUCUCCUGCUCACUCUUCCUAUCUGUCUUGCGAGCUGCCGUUCUUCCCGUCUCGGUCUCUCUCUUUACCAUGAACUCGCUAUCUUAUCCUUCUCUUUUACUAUUUAUCUCUAUGCUAUCUCUCGUUCUUCCUGUCUCUCGACGUCCUCAUAUGAAGUGUUUUUCAUUUUAAUAUCAUGACCGUCAUCCUACAUUGUUUCAUUUGUGUGUUUCUCAGAUCCUCAAAAAUCAGGGGCCAGAUUCACAAAGCAGUUACGCAAGUACUUACGAACCUGUACAUCUUUCCUCAAUCUUUGACAACUUUGUUUACAUUUAUUAAACAGUUUACACGCAUGAAAACUUCCCAAUCAAC
This is a messenger RNA of Procambarus clarkii (red swamp crayfish), 2341 nucleotides long. RefSeq lists its product as uncharacterized. Lineage: Eukaryota; Metazoa; Arthropoda; Malacostraca; Decapoda; Cambaridae. The record is from RefSeq and is a predicted model, not a curated record.